UUUGUUUCUCUUGGGGGGUUUUGAACACUGAGAAUAGUUUCGCUUUGUUUUUGCGUUGAAGGGUUUUGGAAUUUUAGCGUUGGAAGCUAUUAUGAGCUAUUUCUUGAGGAAUCUUGCACGUUUGAAUAGAAGCUCCGUCGCUGGAGUGGUAGGGAUUGUGGCUGCUGGUUCGUCACUACUGUGCUCCGAUACUGGUUCCAGAACGUCUGUAAGCGCGAGGUUUCAUUUGCCGUUACAAGAUACACCAUGGUUGAGAUGGGCAUUGCCAUAUGAUUUGUUACUUCGACAUUUGCCAUCAUUCGAUCAACAUGGAAUAAUUCCGCUGUCUUCGUAUAGAGUCAGUCCUGUUCCUUUGUCCGACAAUGACAUAUCUAAGGAAACUUCUGGGGAAGUUCAUGAUGGGUCAAAGCCGUGUGGUUGUUUUGGCAGAGAUACUAUUGCGAACGCAGCUGCUAAAGUUGGUCCUGCUGUUGUUAAUAUUUCAAUUCCAAAAGAAUUUUUUGGGAUUACUGGAGGAAUGAGUAGUAUUUGCUCAGGAACAAUCAUUAAUAAGGACGGUACAAUCUUGACAUGUGCUCAUGUUGUGGCUGAUUUUCAUGGUGCAAGAAGUUCAUCCAAAGGGAAGAUUGAAGUCACUUUGCAAGAUGGAAGGACAUUUGAGGCGAAACUGGUGAAUGCUGACAUGCAUUCAGAUAUUGCUGUUCUUAAGAUAAAUGCUGAAACCCCACUACCAGAAGCAAAGCUGGGCUCUUCAACUAGGCUUCGUCCCGGGGAUUGGGUAAUUGCCAUGGGUUGUCCGCUUUCCCUUCAGAAUACUGUUACUGCUGGUAUCGUAAGUUGCGUUGACCGCAAAAGCAGUGAUUUGGGGUUGAGAGGCAUGCCAAGGGAGUAUUUACAAACAGAUUGUGCAAUUAAUAUGGGAAAUUCUGGAGGGCCACUUGUGAAUAUGGAUGGUGAAAUUGUUGGAGUGAACAUUAUGAAAGUGUUGGAUGCUGAUGGGUUGAGUUUUUCUGUACCAAUCGACUCUGUGUGUAAAAUUAUAGACCAUUUCAAGAAAAGUGGGAGAGUAAUACGUCCUUGGCUUGGACUAAGAAUGCUUGAUCUAAAUGAGAUGAUUAUUGCGCAGCUUAAAAAGAAAGAUGCUUCAUUCCCUAAUGUCAAUAAGGGAAUUCUUGUACCAAUGGUAACUCCUGGGUCUCCUGGUGAUCGUGCUGGGUUCCUCCCUGGCGAUGUUGUCGUUCAAUUUGAUGGAAAGCCCGUGGAAAGCAUGAAAGAGGUAAUUGAAAUGAUGGGGGACAAAGUUCGGGUGCCCGUGAAGGUUGUAGUUAAAAGGGCGAACGAUAAAUCAGCGACUCUGACUGUGAUUCCGGAGGAAUCCAAUCUUGAUUUGUAGAAGCUGACUGUUACAAAUUACAUCACAAAAGUGGUGCUGGUUCCUCGAGUAUAGAACUAUAUUACCCUCCCUUCAAGGGAUUUCUCAUUGUUUCCUAGUUAUUUGAUUGAAUAACUUGGUGAUGUGUUUGUUUUAGGCAAUUAAAUUUUUACCAUAUGAUGCACAGGUGGUUUUGGAAUGCGAUCCAAUUUUAUUAUCUGUUUAUCUAAUUGUGUGUUUAUGGGAUUUCUUCUUAAUAGUGUAAAUUUGGGGUGAGGGCAUGAUGCAUUGAUGUCUCAGUUUAAAGUAUGAAAGAUUCUUAGGACUGAAAUAAUACUUACAAAUACAUUUAUGUUUACUUUUCUCUAGAAAUACUAGCGGGACUCGUAUCCCAGACGUUUUGAA
Molecule: messenger RNA, 1777 nt
Organism: Trifolium pratense (red clover)
Lineage: Eukaryota; Viridiplantae; Streptophyta; Magnoliopsida; Fabales; Fabaceae
Product: putative protease Do-like 14
Exons: 11
Coding region: 92-1393 (433 amino acids)
Biological process (GO): proteolysis
Molecular function (GO): serine-type endopeptidase activity; protein binding
Source: RefSeq, a predicted model, not a curated record